Messenger RNA from Plasmodium inui San Antonio 1, 2790 nucleotides. RefSeq lists its product as hypothetical. Lineage: Eukaryota; Apicomplexa; Aconoidasida; Haemosporida; Plasmodiidae. The coding region runs from base 1 to 2790 and encodes 929 amino acids. The record is from RefSeq and is a predicted model, not a curated record. The transcript has a single exon.
AUGUUGAAGAAAAAAAAGGACACAAAUGUGAAGGAAAAGUUAAAAACAACGACGAACGGAAUGAGUUACAGAAAUUGGGAAGAAAAUCCCAAAGCGGAAGUGCUAGAUAAAGAGGAAGAUUUCAAACACCUAGAAGAAAAGGAACAUGAAAUAGAAAAAAUAUCGAGAAGAAUUUUCGAAGAAAAUAGUAAAAUAAAAAAAAUCAAUUUACAUCAUAAAAUAAUUAAGGAAGAAUUUGAAAAGAAAAAAUUAAUCGAUCAGGGUGAAAAAAAAAAAAAAAACACUCCUGAUUAUUACAAAAAAAUUACAACAAAGUUACAGAACAACAUAAAUAAUGUUGAGGAGUAUAUUAACAACAUUACAAAUGAUAUAAACAUUUUAAAAAGCUGCAUAGAUGACGAAAGAAAUGAGAGAAUUAUCUACAACAACAAUAUGAAAAUUCUUGUUAAUGAGUAUAAUACGUUAAAAAAGAACAUCAGUAACUUAGCCUCACAGGAAAAGGAACAAAACGCGCAGAAUGAAAAGCUAAAAGUGGAGCUGAAUGAACUCGUUAAAGAAAAAGACACCCUGGAGAAAAAACACAGGGAAGAUUUCAAAAUGCUGCAGCAAAAAUUGAAGGAGCAAAAAAUACUAUCGUCUGAACAGAAAAUACACGAGCUAAUCAAGAUGAAGUACAAUUGCAAGGAAAGGAAAAAUAAUAAAGCGGCGGAGGGAUCCGAGGAUGAGUUGGCGAGAAGAAACGAAAGACACACCACCUCCUCGGCCACCAGCAACGAUAAAAACAGUAGGAACCUCUCUGGGGAUGGAAAUCUCGCAAAUGACAACUACUACCUCCUGGAAGAAGCAGACUACGAAGAUGAAAAGAAAAAAAAACUAAACGCAAAAAUAAUUCUCCUAAAGAAACUAUGCCUGAGAAUCCUAUUCAUUAACGAAUAUCAAAAGCAAAAUAUUAAAAAGUUGGAAGAAAACAUCGAAAAUAUGAACAAGGCAAUCAAUUCUAUAAGCAUCUUGACAUCCAAAAAAGGAGACUUUGAUCACAUCAUUAUAAACUUAAAUGCGUCCAAGGAAAAAAACUACAGCCUUAUUUCGAGAAUUAACCUACUAAAUUACGAAACAAACGUUUUAACCAAGUUGAAUAAAAAAAUGAAGGAGAAAUUUAAAAAUAUCAACCUCCAAAAUGACGAAAUGGUUAACUUAAAGAAAGAAAUUACAAACAAAAUGAACGACAAAAUGACUCAUAUUAAGACAUCCCUACUGAAUAAUCAAGAAACCUGUAAGUUAAAAAAAAAAUGCUUCCACGAUUGUGUCAUGUACUUGAAAUGCCUAUACGAUUUUAUCAAACAGUUUGAAAAUAUGAACAACAAAUUAAAUCUAAGGACACAAAUUAUAAAUAAAGAAAAGAACUUCCAUUUUAAUUACAUCCACAAGUACAAUGAAGAAAUUCUCGUCGAUGAAAAUCACCUAAAUGACUUUUUAAUAUUUAUUGAAAAAUAUAUUUACGCUCUUAAUUUUUACCUUCCUUCUCCUACAUUCAAUUACAAAAACUUUAUCAUUCAAAACCCCAAUUUUAGCGUUCUCGGUUCUGCGUUAUCGCCGCAUUCUAUAGAUUCCGCCUCGAACGAGAACGCUCCGUUUAGCGCACUCAACUGUGUCACCUCCGAAAAUGAAUUCGGCGCGUCUCAAGGGGUUUCUCCACAGGAAGACGAAAAAUUGAUGAAUGAGCCCAUAAGUAAGGGCCCGGUAAAUGUUGACCCCCCCACUGGUGGGGACCCUUUGAAAGGGGAUGAGUCCCUGAAUGACACCAGCCAGGGAGUCGAUCAGCUCGCGAACAUGCCCACAGAAGCGGACCAAGCGGAGGCGCAGCAUACAGAGGGACACAGCCAGAAUAUUACACCCAAUGAAGUGGGACACGAUCCAAGUGGAGUACACCAAAAGGAGGAAGAACACCAAGACGUACUUAAAGAAGAGAACGAACGAAGCGACAACCAAAUCGUCCAGGAUGCUGCGGCGAAUAACCAGAGCAGCAACGCCAUUGCAGAAGUAGAAAAAGAAGAACAUAAGUUACAAGCUUGGCACGAGAAGGAAAAAGAGGGAGGAGAAGAGGAAGAAACAAAUGCCAUAGAGGGAGAAGAACCAAAGGGGAGGGAACCUCAAAACGAAACAAAAGGAAGUGAUAACUCGGAAGGUCCAAAUGGACAACAUGGUAAUGAUUUACCAAAUGGGGCAAAUGAAGGUGACGCGUCAAAAGUGGCACCGAAGGAGGGAACUUCACCUGGAGCGCAAAUGGCGGAUGAGAGUAUGCCUAACGAAGAAGAAAUGAAAGUACCAUAUGAGGAAGAAGUGAAAGUGUCUGGUGUGGAAGAGGUGCACGUGCCUGGUGAGGAAAAGGAGAAAGUACGAGAUGAGGACGAGGAGAAACGGCCUGGUGAGGAGGAGGUGAAGGUACCAGAUAAGGACGAGGCAAUCGUGCCAGGUGAAGAGCAAAGCAACGCGCCGAAAGGUGAGCAAGAAUGUUCACCAAAUGAGGAGGAACUGAACACAUCGGGGGAAGAACCCAUAAACGAACCGACAGAUACGCAGAAAACUUCGCCGAACGAGGAACCGUUGAACGCGCCAAGCGAAGCGCAGACAACCCCCGCGGACGCAGAUCUAGAGGGAGAAAACAAAAACUACAAUUUAAAUCAUUUUAAUUCGCGCAGCAUCGAAUACGAUAAGCUAAAAGAAGAAAUCCCCACCGAAUUGUUAAUGAAAAAAUAUGACUCUAAGAAAAGCUCAACGGCUGCAAAUUAG